This is a messenger RNA of Acanthisitta chloris (rifleman), 2051 nucleotides long. RefSeq names its product signal recognition particle 68kDa (gene SRP68). The transcript has 15 exons. The coding region runs from base 115 to 1695 and encodes 526 amino acids. Gene Ontology annotation, molecular function: endoplasmic reticulum signal sequence receptor activity; 7S RNA binding; signal recognition particle binding. The record is from RefSeq and is a predicted model, not a curated record. Gene Ontology annotation, biological process: SRP-dependent cotranslational protein targeting to membrane. NCBI's taxonomy places the organism in Eukaryota, Metazoa, Chordata, Aves, Passeriformes, Acanthisittidae. Gene Ontology annotation, cellular component: signal recognition particle, endoplasmic reticulum targeting.
CAGAUCGUGAAGGAAUCGCAGCAGCAGCACGGGCUGAGGCAUGGGGACUUCCAGAGGUACAGGGGCUAUUGCUCCCGCAGGCUCAGGAGGCUCCGGAAAACUCUCAACUUCAAGAUGGGCAACAGGCACAAGUUCACUGGGAAGAAAGUAACUGAGGAGAUUCUCUCAGACAGCAGGUAUUUGCUGCUGAUCCUGAUGGAUGCAGAGAGGGCCUGGAGCUAUGCCAUGCAACUGAAGCAGGAGGCAAACACUGAGCCCCGAAAACGGUUCCACUUGCUGUCUCGGCUGCGCAAAGCCGUGAAACACGCGGAGGAGCUGGAGAGGCUGUGUGAGAGCAACAGGGUGGAUGCCAAGACAAAGCUGGAAGCACAGGCAUACAUGGCUUACCUCACCGGGAUGCUGCGCUUCGAGCACCAGGAGUGGAAGGCAGCGAUGGAGGCCUUCAACAAGUGCAAGACCAUCUAUGAAAAACUGGCCAAUGCUUUCACAGAAGAACAAGCUGUGCUCUAUAACCAGCGCGUGGAAGAGAUCUCACCCAACAUCCGCUACUGUGCCUACAACAUUGGUGACCAGUCUGCCAUGAAUGAGUUGAUGCAGAUGAGGCUCAGGUCUGGUGGCACUGAAGGUCUUCUUGCAGAAAAACUGGAGGCACUGAUCACCCAGACUCGGGCAAAGCAGGCAGCCACGAUGAGUGAGGUGGAGUGGAGAGGGAGAACUGUUCCAGUGAAGAUAGACAAAGUGAGGAUCUUCCUGCUGGGGCUGGCAGACAACGAGGCAGCGAUCGCUCAGGCAGAAAAUGAGGAGACAAAGGAACGUUUGUUUGAGUCUCUACUCAGCGAGUGCAGAGAUGCCAUUCAGGCAGUGAGGGAAGAUCUGAAACCAGACCAGAAGCAACGAGAACACUCUCUGGAAAAUGAUUCUGGGAAGGUCUCCAACAUCCAGUACUUACACAGUUAUUUGACUUACAUCAAGCUGUCCACAGCCAUCAAGCGCAAUGAGAGCAUGGCCAAGGCCCUGCAGAAGGCUCUGCUGCAGCCACAGCGCUCGGACGAGGACGGCAAACGCACACCGCGGCCACAGGACCUCAUCCGCCUCUAUGACAUCAUCCUGCAGAACCUCGUGGAACUGACACAACUUCCUGGCCUAGAAGAGGACAAGAACUUCCAGAAAGAGAUUGGAUUGAAGACACUUGUGUACAAAGCUUACAGGUGUUUCUUCAUUGCCCAGUCCUAUGUCCUGGUGAAGAAAUGGAGUGAGGCUCUUGUGUUGUAUGAGAGAGUGCUGAAAUAUGCCCGUGAAGUUCAGUCAGGAGCUGGAGCUCAUAGGAACAGCUUGAAGGAACUGCCUGAUGUUCAGGAACUGAUCACUCAAGUCAAUGCAGAGAAAUACUCCUUGCAAGCAGCAGCUAUAUUAGAUGCAAAUGAUCCUCAUGAGACUGAGUCUCCAUCUCAGGUCAAGGAUGGCAAGCCACUCUCAGAACGGUUUGAGACUUUCUGCCUGGAUCCUUCCCUUGUCAGCAAGCAAGUCAGCCUCGUGCACUUCCCACCAGGCUUCCAGCCCAUUCCAUGCAAACCCUUGUUCUUUGACCUGGCCCUUAAUCAUGUUGCUUUCCCACCUCUGGAGGACAAGGUGGAGCAGAAGGCCAAGAGUGGCCUCACAGGAUAUAUAAAGGGCAUUUUUGGAUUCAAAAGUUAACCAGGACCCCCCAGAGGAUCAGAGGUUUUAUUCUGUAUUGAAGGAAAAGCUCCAAGAGGUUCUAGGACACAAAUACCUGCACCUGAAACCAACAGAGGGAAGUUUUAUCACCUUCUUCCCUGUGUCCUGUGUAUAUGUCUGUGCACUCACAUUCUCUCCCAGUUUAUAAAAGACAAACAGUUAUUCAGAAACAAAUGUACACUAGAAAUAGAUGAAAAUAACUUGGAGCACAGAGAUUCCAUUCUGCUUGGAGAAGUUUUGUGACCAGUGGCCCAUUCAGGGCCUGUACAUACCUACUUACCAUGGACCAGGGCAUAGAUAUAAUUUGAUUCCUCCCUCUGCCCCAUAAUUUGACA